Dioszegia hungarica is the source of this 888-nucleotide messenger RNA. RefSeq lists its product as uncharacterized. The record is from RefSeq and is a predicted model, not a curated record. Gene Ontology annotation, molecular function: zinc ion binding; sequence-specific DNA binding. The transcript has 4 exons. Lineage: Eukaryota; Fungi; Basidiomycota; Tremellomycetes; Tremellales; Bulleribasidiaceae. Gene Ontology annotation, biological process: regulation of DNA-templated transcription. The coding region runs from base 1 to 888 and encodes 295 amino acids.
AUGGCCCCAACGAAGAGCAAGAAGAAGGCUGCCUCCAAGGCUGGUCGGCGUCCUGUACCCGGUCGCUGCAUCAACUGCGGGUGCUCACACCUCGAGACCACGCAGUGGCGUUACGACGAGUCUGGCGACUACGGGCGAGGUCGGAAGAGGAUGUGCUCGGCCUGCGGGCUAUACCGGAAAAACAACGGCAAGCAGCGAAGGGUCACCGGCGGAAGCUCGGGUUCGCCGUCCGACGCUGAGUACCCCGAGCAGUCCUCCUCGGACUCAGCCACCUCCCCACCUUCCUCCUCUUCGCGGGCAUCCGCUUCCUCCCAAGGCUACGGCGCUCCAGUCUUCGUCUCCUCCCCCGAGUCAUACGACUCCCCUUUACCCUCCUCCGACCUGGACGAACGCGUCCUUCUUCGGUUCAAGCUCACCUUGGGCUCCUCGGCUUCUCUCGACGAUAUAUGCCCCGAGCGGGCCGCUCUUUCUCCUCACUUUGAGGAGCAGUCUAUCGUCCUCCAGAGCGAUGCGGAGCGGUGGGAGGCGGCAUUGGACGUAGAGGAGGAUGGGGAGGACGAGGCGAGACGGGCCGCAGAGGCUCUACUCGAGAUCGCUGGUCGAGGGGAAAGCGAGGCGCCUCUCUCGCCCUUCGUCGCUGCUCCCGCCGUACCCGAGGCCCCCGUCCCCGCCAAAUGGGGUAAAUGGUUCCGCCUCAUUGACACGCGGCCGAGCCACCUCUUCAACCGGCCUCAGCGACCGCCGACCGCCUUGCUCCCCCCGUCCGUGCAGAGGUAUGCCAUCGCCUCCGCGAUCUCGCGGAGCAAUGGCACGACUCUCCCGCCAAUCCGCGCGGGUACGAGCACCACCAUUUGGCUCCCUCCCAUCCGAGACCUCCGUCUCUCCUGA